This is a messenger RNA of Coniosporium apollinis CBS 100218, 819 nucleotides long. RefSeq lists its product as uncharacterized. NCBI's taxonomy places the organism in Eukaryota, Fungi, Ascomycota, Dothideomycetes. The transcript is spliced from 3 exons. The record is from RefSeq and is a predicted model, not a curated record. Bases 1 to 819 code for a protein of 272 amino acids.
AUGCCAGCACUCUCCGCAAGUAACCCUGCCGAGGUGAUGGUGAUCCGCCAGCCCGUACCUCGCGUGAUAACCACACUCUCCGUGCCCUUCUGGCGCUUUGGACGCGUCAAGGUUGGAGGCAGAGGCACGAUUGUCCGCCUCCGUUCCGGCGCGCUCGCAGUUUUCUCCCCCGUGGCCCUCACAGAUGAAGUCAAGCGCACAGUCUCGGAGAUGGGAACCGUGAAGUACAUCACAGCUCUCGACAUCGAACACCACAUAUUCCUCGGCCCAUGGCAUAAGGAGUACCCGGAUGCCAAAAUAAUUGGGCCGGAAGGCCUCCCCGAAAAGCGCGCCAAAUCCGACGUUGAGAAAGUUCCCUUCGCGGUCGUCUUCCCCUCCGCCAACAAAGAAUCCGUAACCGUCGAUUCCGAUUUCGACAGCGAGUUCUCCUACGAAUUCGUCUCCGCGCACGCCAAUAAAGAACUCGUCUUCUGCCACCGGCCGACCCGAACCCUCAUCGAAGCAGACCUCCUCUUCAACCUGCCCGCAACAGAGCAGUUCAGCCGGGUGCCGGGCGCGGACGCCACGAGCGGGAUUUUGACGCGGUUGAUGGCAGCCGUGAAUCAUACGAGGGGCGAGGCGAUGGGGCAGAGGCGGUUUAUUUGGUGGGCGAUCAGUUCGGGGGAUCGGACGGGGUUCAAUAAGAGCAUCGCAAAGAUUAAUGGUUGGGAUUUUGACAGGAUCGUGCCGUGUCAUGGGGAUGUUAUUGAGAGUGGGGGGAAGGGCAUUUUUCAGAAGGUUAUGAGGUGGCAUUUGGAGGCGUAUGAUAAGGCCAAGUAG